CUCCUAGCGAUUACUGGUUCUCCCAGGCAUGGAAGGUGAUGAAAACCCAGAUGCCAAACGUCGUGAUGUUCGGUUCUUGGACAGCAUGUUCACGGGCAGUAGGCCUUCAGCUGAUAACAGUCAAGUCCCAGCUCAAUCUGACUUCUCAUUAGCAGAGUCAGAAUUGUUCUGUCAAGGUCCCUGCCAGGAAGGAUGGUUCAGUUACAUGGGCCAGUGUUACAAGUUUGUCCAGGAGCAAAAAACAUGGGCUGAGGCUGAGAGUGUUUGCCAGAUUAUAGCAAAAGGAGGUCACCUCACCAGCAUCUCCAGUGCAGCUCACAAUGAUUUCCUUGUGAACCUCGCCAGUUAUGCAGACAAAAGGACAACCCAGUUCUGGUCAGGAGGAAGUCACCAAAAGGGUGCUUCUCUGACAUGGACCGAUGGAUCGAUGCCGAAUUUCAUCCAGAGGCCUCUAAGCUCGAUUCUCAAUGCCAUUGGUGGAGUAUUUAACAGUAUCUUCAAAGUAAAAAUUUGCCUGACCCUAAAUUUAGGAGCCCAGGGUAAGUGGGAUGGCUGUGACUGCAACAAGAAGUUAUCAUUCAUCUGCAGCUACAAACCCAAUGUGACCCCCCCAUAGCCUGCAACAGGAAGUCUAUGCUGAUGAUGAAAUCUGACUACUUUUACUGUGCUCAGAAUAUUGUUUAGUUUCAGUCAAUGAACAAAUUUUUUUGUAUGUUAAAAAUGGAGAUGACGAUUUUAAAUAUCCAAAAUGUUUGUGCAUAUGAAAUAGAGAGAAGAGAAAGUAGUACAAGAAAUAAAAAAAUGACGCUCUUGUAGAUUGCAUUUAGAACGCUGUAGAAAGGGUGCUGUAAAAUAUAUAUUCUGAUUAGAUCUGAAUGCUUGAUGAAAUGAGCACUGUAUUGGGCUUUUCCACAGGGGUUUCAAGAAUAUUCAUGAGAGCUUUUUAAUUAUUAAAUAAUUACAAAUCAUUACAACAUUGCUCCUUUCACCAUUUAAUCACACCAAUUCAUACAUUUUAAAUCCUGGAAAUUCUACUUUCAUAAUGUCAAAUAAAUCCAAGAAAAGUCAGAUGAAUUAUUUCAAUUUUUAAGCAAUUAAAUGGCUAGUUCACUGAAUUGUAAUGUAGCCCAAAAAAGCAGUACAAAUCAUGUGGAACAGUCAUGUGCAAAUCAUUGUACACAGAGAUGAAGCACAGCUUUGUUAAAUGCAUGGGAUGGCAUUUUGUGAAAUGAAGCAAAAUUUGUUAUUACAAUUAUGUAAAAGUGACUAAACAUUAUACA
Pelodiscus sinensis (Chinese soft-shelled turtle) is the source of this 1280-nucleotide messenger RNA. RefSeq names its product lectin-like. The record is from RefSeq and is a predicted model, not a curated record. NCBI's taxonomy places the organism in Eukaryota, Metazoa, Chordata, Testudines, Trionychidae.